AUGGCUUCUUCAACAGCUACAGCAACACCCUCAAGACUUAACACAUUUGAGAGUCCACUUUCACAUACUGCAUUCGAAAAGCGUGUCGACAAUGUAAAACCAAUAAAGAGUGACAUCAAUGCUUUAAUAUUAGAUUAUCUUACAACCGAAGGUUAUCCAUCUGCAGCUGCAAGGUUCUCUAAGGAAGCGAAUCUUAAGCCACAACAAGCAGAAGAGUUUGUGAAAGCUCGUCAAGCUAUUCAGCAUUCCAUACAUCUGGGAAGCAUACAAGAUGCUAUCGACGCAGUAAAUGAUUUGGAUCCUCAGGUUCUCGAAAAGAAUCCAGCCCUCCAUUUUUCACUCUUGCGACUACAACUGGUUGAGCUCAUUCGGUCUUCAGGCAGUGACGUCGCUCCUGUCAUAAAUUUUGCCAGGACUCAACUUGCACCUCGAGCUGCAACCAAUCCGGAUUUUUUAGAAGACCUUGAAAGGACAAUGGCUCUACUAGUCUUUCAGCCGGAUAACCUGGAGCCAAAGCUAGCUACUUUAAUACACCCUGACCUUCGAAGGUCCGUCGCAGAUAAAGUUAACAAAGCUAUACUACAAUCUCAGAAUAAACGUCGAGAUGCGGCCAUUAGAGAUCUUGUCCGCCUACGUGCCUGGGCUGAGAACACUGCACGGGAUGCAAAAAAGGAAAUACCGCCUCUUAUUGAGCUGGGUCUCGAUAAUGAUGACCAUGAUCAUGAUAAUAUACAUGGUGAUGGAUCCCAUGCACAACAAACAAUGAAUGAAGCAAUGAUGAUGACAUGAGUGGGGUAUUGAAUUGGUUAUAUUUGGCGCUUGGGUUCUUGCCAACAUUAUUAUACCCUUUUCGAAGUUGUUUCGGGUAGAACUUCUUCACAAAUGUCAUAGGAUGGAAUUGGCGUUUAACGGUAGGAAUAAUCAUUAUUUAUCAGUACAUAAGGAAUCCGGAUACCGGAUUCAAUUAAUAUAAAGUUCAUUUGAUAAUUUACUAUGCAUA
Botrytis sinoallii is the source of this 1000-nucleotide messenger RNA. RefSeq lists its product as uncharacterized. The record is from RefSeq and is a predicted model, not a curated record. Gene Ontology annotation, biological process: proteasome-mediated ubiquitin-dependent protein catabolic process. Gene Ontology annotation, cellular component: nucleus; cytoplasm. The transcript has 4 exons. The coding region runs from base 1 to 789 and encodes 262 amino acids. NCBI's taxonomy places the organism in Eukaryota, Fungi, Ascomycota, Leotiomycetes, Helotiales, Sclerotiniaceae. Gene Ontology annotation, molecular function: protein binding.